AUGUUGGAUAUAAAAAUUAUUAACUCUUAUAUCCACGUGAUAACCGUUUCAAAUUUAUUUUCUAUACUUGGAAACUUCAAAAAAAAUGUAUUGUGUAUUUUGAAUUGAUUCAUUGUAAACGGUCACAAUGACUUCUCGAAAAGCUAAAGAGAGUGCUCACAUGUCUGCAAGUGACAUAAUAUCGACAUUCAACGAUUUUUUCACGAAUUUCCCGGCCAACAAGAGCUUCGACAUGACUUACAAAGUAUAUCUUAAAGACUUGGCUGAUGCAGAUGAAGAAUUGACUUCCUCGAGACGCAAUUCCGAGUUAAAUCUGACUGAAAACAAGCCAAUCACAAUCGCCUCGUGUGGAUUUGUUCCUCAAAUGAUGUCUAGUUCGACUGUGAAAAACCUAUCGCUUUCAUCAUCGGCAACUAAUUUUAACUCGGAAAAGUCUGAGAUCGGAUCGAAAAUCACGAUGAACCCUGCAAAACAGGUUCUCAAGGGUAGAAAUACUCGCAAGAAGAGGUCAAUGGUCGACUUGUCGCAGAUUAACAAGAUCUUCGGAAGAGACUAUAACCCGCCAGCUCCAUCUUCAAAAUCGCCACCGACUAUUUAUGUGAACUUGGGAGUUAUAUAUUCUUCGUCCUCUUCUCACGCUUCUGAUGCUUCAUCCAUCAGUUCCCAUACGUCCGUUUCGUCUACUUUUACCGAAAAGCAGCACGAAUUUGGAAAACUCGUUCCAUCUGGGACUGACGGCAGCCUUGAGUUGUUCGUUAAAGUGGCCGAUUGUUUUGAUUAAAGAAGGCGAAUCUCUUGAACUUGAAUAAACUUGCAAUCUAGUAAAUGUUAAUUUUUUUG
Caenorhabditis elegans is the source of this 840-nucleotide messenger RNA. RefSeq names its product Membrane-associated kinase regulator (gene C26B2.2). The record is from RefSeq and is marked reviewed. The transcript is spliced from 4 exons. Bases 128 to 781 code for a protein of 217 amino acids. NCBI's taxonomy places the organism in Eukaryota, Metazoa, Nematoda, Chromadorea, Rhabditida, Rhabditidae.